CUUUAAUCACUUAAUGAAUGGUAUCCUAUUCAUCUCUAACAUUAUAUUAUCUGGUGAAUCUCAGCUUAUUGAUUUGUAUCAUCAUUCAUAAUAGAGCGAGUGAUAGUGUAAAGGGACCUUUACGGAAAUUUCAUGACAAAUCAUUUUUGCUUUAUUUAAACAAUCAAGCGAGAUGUUAAAGCAUCAUUGUGUUAUCCUGAAGCAAGGAAUCUGGUGGAUACUUAAAUGUCACGACAGAGUGCUGAAACGUUGUUCCCAUCAGAAGAUGAGUCGCCGCAGCCUUCGUCGCAGCUUGAGCCUGAAAAGAAAUCCAAGAAAAGGGCACAUGACAAAUUAAAAACCGGUGAACCAUCAAGUCCCACACCGGCGCGUGUUGCGAAGAAAUCAAUGAAGUCCAUCAUCAAUCCCAUCGCACCGCCACCAAAAAAGAUCACUGCAUACGAUCUUUUCGGCACAGAUAGUGAAGAUGACGAGACUGAAGAGACCUCUACACCUACAUCUGCGGGUAAAAAAAUACAGCCUUUAGUUUCGUAUUUAACAAGAAGACUGGCUAACGGUCAUUCAAGACAAUCUUUCGAGGGUAAGACAGGAACGCACUUCAUCGACCUGAAAGUGUACCGAUGUGAUGAGGUCGAAAAUGUCCAGCCCGUAAAUAGAUGGCGUCAUGCCAUCAUAUGUGUUAAAAACCGCACGAAUGAAGAUACUGAGGCAUGGCGCCACUUAACAAACUUCAUCAUUGCGACACGAAAAGAGUAUAAAAAGUGCACUCCCACUUUUAUCAGCAACUAUUAUUAGAAAUUAUUCCACUACGUCACACAAUAUUCUUUUGAAAAAUUGUAUUGUCACAUAUGUUAUGAAAUUAAUAAACUUGUAUAAUGUUGUUGUUUUUUUUACAGUCACCCCUGCACCAAAGCUAAGUCAGGUCAGCUUGGUGAGAUGUGAAAAUUGUCACGUUGAUAUACCUGAAAAUAGAUAUCAAUAUCACUUAAGAACUAAUUUACAUAAGUCGAAUUGUUUAUUGAAUACCAAAUAUAAUAACAUUGAAGUAAUUUCAACAGCUUUCAAAAAUAGAAUAAUAAGUUAUAAAUUAAGUCCUUUUGAGGAGUACCUCACACCCGAAUCGUUCCUAAUAGAUAACGAGAAAUAUGUUAUUAAAAUUAUAAACAACUCUUUGAAAAGAUUUCAAAGUGUUAAAUUAAACUUCGAGCUUUUUGUUUUCUUUUAUCUCUCUAAAACAGGAGAAAAACAGCUGAAGUCAUUUAACACAAAAUAUAGUAUCAUAUCUAAAGGUACUGAUGUUCAUGAAUUAUAUUUAAAAACAAUUAAUACGUUUGAAAAAAAAAUAUCUGAAUUUCAACAUCGCGAAUCUGGCUGGACUUGCGAAUCAAUGAGUCAUCUAGAAAUAAACAUAAAUAAGUAUUCUCCUUUCAGGGGUGGCUCUUACAUAGCUCUUCCGAGUGUAGUUAAAAAUACUAAAAGUUGCAUAAAUAUACGCAACAAUGACAAUCAUUGUUUUUUAUGGUCUAUAGUUGCUGCAUUAUUUCCACAAAAUAAUAAUGUUUGUAGAACUAGUUCGUAUCCACAUUACUCAAAAGUACUAAAUAUAGAUGGUAAUAUGUCAUUUCCACCAUCAUAUAAAGAUAUUAAAAUGUUUGAGAAAAUAAAUGAACUGAGUAUUAACGUUUAUGGAUUGGAUAAUAAACAUAAUGUAACUGGUCCUUUGUAUAUAACUACAGCAAGAAAAAGUAACCAUAUAAAUUUGCUGUACAUUCAGAAGAAUGGUAAAGGUCAUUACUGUUUAAUAAAAAAUCUUUUGAAGCUGGUAAAACGACAAGUAACUAAUCACACAAGUAACAUGUAUUUGUGUGAGUUAUGCUUACAGACUUUUACCAGUAAAACAAAAUAUACUUCUCACAAUUGUAAUGAAAUAUUGACUGAAUUACCAUCGAAAAAUAGUUAUUUACAAUUUAAAAACUAUGAAAGGCAACAAAAAAUUAAUUUUAUUAUUUAUGCUGACUUUGAAAGUAUUCUAAUGAAGUGUAACGAAAAUAAAUCUGAGAAUACUCGAUUAUAUGAAAUGCACCAACCGUCUUGUUUUGGUUACUAUAUUUGCUGUUCUCAUGAUCCUAAAUUAAAUAAAUAUGUUACAUACAAAGGAUCAGAUUGUGUGCAAGUAUUUGUAAAAUAUUUAAUAGAUGAUAUUCAAGAAAUCUAUCGCAUAUUGUCUAAGAAAUUACCCAUGACACCGUUAACAUUGGAACAAGAAAUUAGCUUUGAAAAUGCUACAAAUUGCUAUAUUUGUAAUAAUUUACUUCUUGAUGAUAAAGUACGUGAUCAUGACCAUAUCACUUCAGAGUACCGUGGCCCUGCACAUUCUUAUUGUAAUUUAAUAAAUAGAGUGUGUUCAUUCGUGCCUGUGGUUUUUCAUAACUUGGCGGGCUAUGAUUGUCAUCUUUUUAUUACGGAGUUAGCAAAAUACGACGGUUAUUUUAAAAUAAUACCAAAAUCGAAAGAGAAAUAUAUUACUGUAACGAAAGUAUUAAAAAAUAAAUAUAGUUGUUCAUUUCCUAUUCAAAUAAAAUUUAUAGAUUCUUUUCAAUUCCUCAAUUCAAGCCUAGAUGUAUUAUCUAAAAAUUUACACGAAAAAGAUUUUGUUAAUUUAUCCAGAGAAUUUCAAAACAAAGACCAAUUGAAGUUGCUACUUCAAAAAGGUGUUUACCCUUACGAGUAUAUGGAUUCUAUUGAAAAAUAUGAAGAAACUGCUCUUCCUUCAAAGGAUUGUUUUUACAAUAGUUUGAAAGGUGAACAUAUAAAUGAUGAUGAAUACAAACAUGCUCAAAGUGUAUGGAAUCUAUUUUCUAUUAAAUCCUUGAAUGAAUACACAGAUUUAUAUCUAAAAACAGAUGUAUUUCUUCUUUGCGAUAUAUUUGAAAAUUUUAGAAAUACUUGUUUACGACAUUAUAAACUUGAUCCGGCUUAUUAUGUCACCGCUUCAAGUUUAACCUGGGAUGCGAUGUUAUUAUAUACAGGUAUCCGGUUAGAAUUAAUUAGUGACCUGGAGAUAUAUGAAUUUUUAGAAAAAGGAAUACGUGGAGGAUUAGCCCAGUGUUCUCUUCGUAACGCUGUAGCUAAUAAUAAAUAUCUGUCAGAUUUCGAUGAUUCUCAACCAUCAACUUACUUGAUAUACCUCGACUGCAAUAACUUAUAUGGUUAUGCAAUGACUAAAAAGCUUCCUAUAUCUGACUUCCGACUGUUAUCCACGACCGAAAUUGAUAACUUAGACAUUGCAAACAUAUCAAAUGAAUCAGAUUUUGGAUAUAUUUUGGAAGUGGAUUUAGCAUAUCCUGAGUACUUACAUAAUGCGCACAGUGAUUUACCUUUUGCGGUAGAAAAAUUCACUCCUCCGGGAGGUAAAAACCCAAAAUUAAUAGCAAAUUUGUAUGAUAAAUUUAAAUAUGUGAUACAUUACGUUCAUUUAAAAGAAUGCUUGAAGAAUGGGCUUAUUAUACGAACAAUUCAUCGUGUUCUAACUUUUAGACAACAAAACUUUCUACAAAAAUACAUUGACUUAAAUACUCGAUUACGCCAAGCAUCAUCAUCUGAUUUUGAGAAGGAUUUUUUCAAGCUUCUAAAUAAUGCUAUAUUUGGAAAAACUAUUGAAAAUAAGAGGAAACAGGUUAAUAUUAAGUUAGUAACCAAGUGGAAUGAUAACAACAAUAAAACUAACAAACAGCUUAGUGCCGAAAAGUUGAUUGCGAAACCUAAUUUAAAAAAUAUUACAGUUUUCUCCGAAGACUUAGUUGCAAUUCAUCUGAGUCCGGAAAAAAUAAUACUUGACAGACCUAUAUAUAUCGGUUUCACGGUUCUGGAAUAUGCAAAACAACACUUAUAUAAAUUUCACUAUGACUUUAUUAAAAACAAAUAUCGAAAUAAAGUACGACUUUGUUAUACUGACACAGAUAGUCUUUUAUAUUUUAUAAAAACCAAAGAUUUUUAUAAAGAUAUGAAAGAUGAAAUAACAAAUUUUGACACUAGUAAUUUUGAUGUGAAUAAUUGCUGUAAUAUGCCUAGAGUUAAUGCGAAAAUUCCGGGUCUAUUUAAAGAUGAACUUGGAGGUGAAAUCAUCACUGAGUUCACUGGAUUGAGAGCUAAGCUUUAUUGUAUUAACAGUAAAAAGAUCCAAAUUAAAAAGGCAAAAGGUGUAUCUAAAUCUGUAACAAAACGAUUAAAGUUAAAACAUUACAAUAGCACUUUAAACAGCGACGUUAAUUUCAAAAGUAAAAUGAACAUGAUAAAAUCGAUUAAACAUGUAUUAUAUUCUCAAGAAGUAAAUAAAGUAGUCUUGAAUAAAACUGAUGAUAAAAGACAAAUACUUUCAAACCAAAUUGAAACCUUACCUUGGGGUCAUUGCAAUACAAUAUUUUGAAUUUUAAGAUUUAAAUGUAAAAUUACAAAUGUUAGAAUUAAAAGGUUUAUUACCAUAAUUUUAUGCUAUUCUGUGAUUCCAGAUUAUAUUAGG
Molecule: messenger RNA, 4519 nt
Organism: Maniola jurtina (meadow brown)
Lineage: Eukaryota; Metazoa; Arthropoda; Insecta; Lepidoptera; Nymphalidae
Exons: 3
Coding region: 854-4426 (1190 amino acids)
Source: RefSeq, a predicted model, not a curated record